AUGAGCUUGUUUCACCACAGACGACCCUUCGAUGCCCCGCCCGAUCCUCGUCCAGGACGCUGUGCGCUUUUACGAGGGAACCCUUGCUUCAUCGUCUCCACCUUCCAGCGCAGGAAAGUGCCCAUGGCAGAUGUUCUUCCAUUGCAGGAGACGCUGGAUGAGGCGAUCCUGACUGCCUCUCGAGCAGACACAGAGACGUGCGCGCAAAGAGACUUGCAAGAUGUGGGCUGCAAGCGCGUGCAGAUUCAACCACGAAAUCUCCGGAAGGGCCGGCUGCGUUUCAAUGUCUUGCCUGCUGCGUGUGAGCCUGGAGCUGCUGAUGCCCAUGACGUGCAGGUCUACUUGGGCCCUCUGCAAGCAAGUGCAGAACGACCGACUGCCCCAGCCGCCGCAGGGGAAAUCAUCCGUGUGGAGCCAGCUGCUGCCUCCGAGCACAAGAGCUCGCUUGUGGACGGGCGCUGGCAUCAGGUCGUGGUCCGACGAGAUCUUAGUCAGCGAGCAAUCUUUUUGCUUGACACCCCGCUGCCAUAUUUGCUGGAUACGCGGCCGGAGCGGUGCUUGACGUGUGGUAAAUCUUACCCAGUGAAGCCAAGCGACAUCCGCCGCCACUUCCCUACCGCUCUAUCCUGUCGUACUUCAAAGCAGCGAGUUGUAUGGUUCUCUGGGCGCUUGCUGGUGCAGGCGGUGCAAAAAUUUGCUGAGGUGCCAACUGCAGCCGCUGUGAAACGCUACCUGCUCGACUUAUACGCUUCGAACUCCCUGGAUCUUGCCACUGCUCAGCAGCAGCUUGGUGUGCUAUCUUGUCUGCCGAGAUUGCGGGCUUUGCGCGGGGUCCUGCGGCAAGCGUUGAUGUCGUACUUGCCAGGCCUUGUCGAAGAGAUCCAGAAGUCUGCCCACGUGUACUCUGGAAGCGCCGUCAAAGGCGACGGCAACUUCAAGAUAGCUGCUCGCAUCAAAGGAGCUCGCCCUGCCACUGCUGUCAUCUACGGCUGGUGUGGCGUCGACGGGUGCCUCCUGAAGCCGUGCGAACUCAUGCCCGUCGAAUCUUGGGCCUACAUUCGACCAGAUUUGGAGAAGUUAGCAGACCAGAUGCGAGCGAACAGAGAAGCAGCCGGGCUCGCGCAGCAUGAGAUCCCGCCCGUGUAUCAUUCAACUGACACUUACGCGAAACAUCGCAAGCUCCUGCGGAGUUUCUGGAGGCGGAAAUACAGCACUGGUGUGCAGAGCGUGUCAAGCACAGCUCGUGGAGAUGCGUACUCUGUGGCGCCCGGCCCCGACCGUGAUCCCACCAGGAUAACGGGAGAUCCCCAGCAUGAAGUGCUGGCGCUGGGCCGACUGGUGCCUCCAACCAGCAGCGACGGUCCAACAUUUGUUGCGGAUCACAGGAACCUUAUGGAGAGGCUCAGCUUGCCACCCUCGCCGCAUCCGACCUGUCCGGCCGAUCACGUCUUCCAAGAGUUGCGACAGGAUCUUCAGCCUCUCUUGCAAGAAGCUGUGCGGAACAGACGCUUCGAUCUUGAUGCCAGCAGCGCUUCGGAUCAGGAAAAGAAGGACAUGCGAGAUUUCCUUGGGCAGGCGUACGCUUCUCGUGCACAGAGCUGGCUCGGCAUCUUCGGGAGUUCGCCGCCCCGUCAAACCUUGGCACGGCUGUGCGGGCGAUUUGGGGUAAAAAUCCACGACACUGAGGGCAACUACAAUGUGCGCGACGCCACGGACUUUGUCGCAGAAGUGCGCAGGAUCCUGCGGUGGUAUCGACACAGAAAGAGAUCCACGCUGCUGCGAAGGCGACAGGUUCUACGGGAGCGUCAGCAGCGCAUCAUCCCCGGCAAGACGGGCGUCCUGAGCAAGAAGGUCCGGGCACACCUCCGACGACUUCGGCGGCCGGUUCGAGUGGAGAGCUUCAUGCACUGGCGAGACAUGGCGAUACAGACAUUGCGAGCUGGGAUAGCAGUACAAAGCGGCACUGUCUGCGUGGAACGCUACUGGGCGGCCUUGCUGAACUACAUUGCACCUCAGGUCCGGCAAAUGUCGCCAGCUUGGUGGUUCGUCUUGGCACAGUUGAGCUUCGCCAAGUGGAACUACCAGCAUUUCAGUCUUGAUGCCCUGCUCGGUAUAGCAGAGCGAGAUGCUGAAAUCCAAAGCAAGUUGUCAACCUGCACCUUGCUGGCGCGAGCCCUUCAUGACAGUGAGCUCAGCGAAGCCAUCGGAUUGCACGACCUUUUUGAUCCUUUCCGGCAUGAUGACGAUGCGCAGUUUGCGGAUGUCCGCUGA
This is a messenger RNA of Effrenium voratum, 2271 nucleotides long. The record is from the annotation of a GenBank genome assembly. Lineage: Eukaryota; Dinophyceae; Suessiales; Symbiodiniaceae.